CUUCUCCCAUCUCUCAUCUCUCUCCUAACGCCCAAAUCCAUCUCACCCCUCAGUCUCAAUCCGUAUAAUUCUGUUCCCUACACGUGACAUGCACGUGAUCCUCUUUCCACUUUAAAAAACAUCCUCCGUUCCUUUUCUUCUUUUUUGUAAGCUAAUGCAGUAAAUAUCUACUCAUAAAACGUGGACCAAAAACAGGAAGUCAAGUACAAAAAAAAAAAGAAGUCGUCGAUGUCGUCAAUUGCUUCGGCGCCACGGUUUUUGUUUGGCGUUAUGGGAGGAACUGUCACAGCCGCCGAAAACAACAGCAGUGAACUCCUCCAUUCUUCUUCUUCUACGGAGAAUAUCAAGCCGAGUAUAAUAAUAAUAAUUUUGAUCCUUUCCAUAACUGUGCUUGUUUCUGUCUCUCUUUGUCUCCUCCUCCGCCAACUCAACCGCCGUUGCUUGCGUCACUUCUCUCGCUCAUCUACCUCCACUAUCGAUGUCGCAGCCAGCCACCGUGUCAGCCCCGAACAAUCACCGACGACUUCGCUGCUUGAUUCUCUUCCGGUCUUUACCUUCUCUUCUAUUACUCGCCGCUCCAACAACGAUUCAACGGUUCCCGGGGAUUGCGCUGUUUGUUUGUCGAAAUUUGAACCGCAGGAUCAACUCAGGCUUCUUCCCCUCUGUUGCCACGCGUUCCACGCUAAUUGCAUUGAUACUUGGCUCACUUCAAACCAAACUUGUCCGCUAUGUCGCUCUCCUCCCUUCGCUUCCGAGUCCGAUCUCAUGAAGGUUUUGCUCAAGUCUUCUAACGCAGCCGGUGCGAUUAGAAGUGGCGGCAGCGACAGUUUCCGGCUCGAGAUUGGCUCUAUCAGUCGUCGUCAACCAGGCUCCGACUCCAGUGAGCAAAGAAGGUCUUAUUCCAUUGGCUCGUUCGACUAUGUUGUCGAGGAAGAAUCAGAGGUGACUAGGAAUCAAACGCACCGGAGAAACGUUUCCGAGAAGGAAGAGGUUGGAGGACCUGAGGCAGCUGCCGAAGUGAGCCUCGCAGCGGAAGUUGCUACUGGAAGGAGUUGGCUUAAGGACUACGUGGAUAGGCUCUCCUUUUCGUUAUCGUCUCGUGCGUUGUCAUUGCGUAGCUCAGGAAGGUUCUUCACCGGGAGCAGUCGCCGAAGCGAUAUCUCCGGCGCCGCUGGAGAUUAUGACGUGGAAGCCAAUCGCAUCGGCGUGGAGAUCAGUGAAAUGUUUCGUUGGUUCUCAGGGGUAUGAGUGGUAAAUACGGGGUUUGACGUAUGGGUAUUUCUGCAUUUUGCGCUUCGAUUAGUUCACUCUAUAUUUUGCCCAUUCCACUCUAUUCCUGAUGGAUCGGAGAAUCGAACGAUGGAAAGCAGAAGUGGAGAAAUGGAGUGGACAUAGCAAAAUUUUGAGUGCAGGUAAAGCUAACUCUUUGUUUACCAUU
Messenger RNA from Durio zibethinus, 1438 nucleotides. The record is from RefSeq and is a predicted model, not a curated record. NCBI's taxonomy places the organism in Eukaryota, Viridiplantae, Streptophyta, Magnoliopsida, Malvales, Malvaceae.